AUGGCUGCCUUCCAUCCUCUCGCGAUCCUCAUGUUCGUGUCCCUCCUGGCCGCCGGCGCCACUGUGGAGGGUAUGGUGUACUGCCAGAGCUGGCGCAAAGGAACACACAGCCUCGAAGGCGUGAAGCCGCUGCCUAAGGCGGAAGUGUCCGUCAUUUGCCACGACGCCAACAAUCGCGUCAUGGUGAGGUGCCGUCGGGCCGUCGCCAACGAUAAUGGCUACUUCCUCGUGGAGCUCGAUGAGACCAAAGUCUCCGACUUCUACAUGGGCGAUCCGCGCAAGGCGUGCUAUGUGCGGCUUCGGUUGUUGCCGGACUUCGAAUGCAAUAACCCCACAAACAUCAACUACUCUAGCAUUGAGGGUGCGCCGCUCCGUGACGGUGCGCCGCUCCGUGACGAGGGCAAGCGGUGGGCCGACCAUGGCUACUAUAACUUCAUGUACGCCACCGGCCCGCUUGCUUUGCGGCCAGCGAUCUGCCCUCCUAAGCACUAGGCUCACUAUGAAUGUGUCUGCAUUUAUGACACUUACACUUGCACACUUGCGCGUUUCAUCAAUUUAGGAGGCAUGGAGUUCUAAUUGGACGGUGGAUACGUGAUUCUUUUGUGUUAUGUUUUAAUUGUUGUUGCUCUUGUGUGAUUGUGUUGUAAUUUUUUAUGAUUUUAUUAGUUUGCUGCAAAUCAAACUUGAUGUAAUUUUUUAUUAAGAAAACUUGAUGUGAUUUUCAGUUAAUCAUUUGUACCCU
Oryza sativa Japonica Group (Japanese rice) is the source of this 742-nucleotide messenger RNA. Lineage: Eukaryota; Viridiplantae; Streptophyta; Magnoliopsida; Poales; Poaceae. The record is from RefSeq and is a predicted model, not a curated record.